AUGCCUCCAUACGAGAAGAACCCCCUUCCCUAUAUCCGCCGCUACAUCACCACCCACAACACCGAGGGUGAGUCAAUAUUUCUUUCCCAUGCGCAAGUUCCCGACUACCUCCCGUCCACACCGACUGGGGAAGAUGGCGAGAUUGCCCUACUAUACGCUACGACCAAUAUGCCAGCCUCGGUUGAUGCUGAGGCGGACGUUGCCCAGUAUGACGAGUUCCUUCAUCAACCUCCUGGAAUCACAGUCGACAACGGAACCCUGUUCCGCUUGAUAGAUCUCCGUCCGGGAAAGGCGACACCAAUGCAUCGGACAGUGAGUGUCGACUAUGGAGUAAUUAUUGAGGGGGACGUUGAUCUCGUACUGGAUUCAGGUGCGAGUCGGCACAUGCAUCGUGGCGAUGUUAGUGUGCAAAGGGGUACUGCACAUUCGUUCCGAAACCGGAGUGACACAGAUUGGUGUCGCAUGUUGUUUGUAUAUCUACCAAUGGAUAAGUUGAAUAUCCAAGGGAAGGAGCUCAAGGCGGAGGUAUACGAUGAGGGCUUUGACAAUCCGGACGACGGGGAAGGCGAUCAGGGGGAUUCAAAUGAGGCCAAGUGA
This is a messenger RNA of Penicillium digitatum Pd1, 597 nucleotides long. Its product is annotated as cupin domain-containing protein. The record is from RefSeq and is a predicted model, not a curated record. NCBI's taxonomy places the organism in Eukaryota, Fungi, Ascomycota, Eurotiomycetes, Eurotiales, Aspergillaceae.